Styela clava is the source of this 922-nucleotide messenger RNA. RefSeq names its product deoxycytidylate deaminase-like. Lineage: Eukaryota; Metazoa; Chordata; Ascidiacea; Stolidobranchia; Styelidae. Gene Ontology annotation, cellular component: cytoplasm. Gene Ontology annotation, molecular function: dCMP deaminase activity; zinc ion binding. The record is from RefSeq and is a predicted model, not a curated record.
GGCGGGAGUUAUGCAUGGUUGAUAACAUUGGGGAGGUGUAUUGUGGGCGUUGGUCGUCGUCUUGCUCAUUCUAUCUUUGUUAUAUAUCACGAAUGCAGGAAGAUCGGAAUUCCAGAAUUGGAUUUCAUCAUGACUGGUGAUCAUACAACAGAAUCAAAAACUGACUUGAACAAGAAAAGAGAAGAUUAUAUAUCAUGGGAAGAUUACUUCAUGGCAGUUGCCUUUUUAUCGGCUCAACGGAGUAAAGAUCCAAGCACACAAGUCGGAGCUUGCAUAGUCAAUGAUGAAAAGAAGAUAGUUGGAAUUGGAUACAAUGGAAUGCCGAAUGGGUGUGAUGAUGAUAUUUUACCUUGGCGAAGAAAGGCGAAUAGUAUAUUGGAUACAAAGUAUCCUUAUGUUUGUCAUGCUGAACUGAAUGCAAUAUUGAAUAAAAAUUCGGCAUCAGUUCAAGGCUGCACCAUCUAUGUUGCUCUUUUCCCAUGUAAUGAAUGUGCAAAACUGGUUAUACAAUCAGGUAUAAAGAAAGUGAUUUACAUGUCUGACAAACAUCAUGAAAAAGAAGAAAUGAUUGCAUCGAGAAAACUGUUUGAACUUGCCAAAAUAGAAUGCGUGAAAUUUCAACCGAAACAAAGAAAAUUCGUUAUUGAUUUUGAUACCAUAGAACAAACACCUAGCCAAGAUAAAAACAGUUCUUCGAUUUUGGGACAAAAUGGAAACUAAGUUGUAUUGAUUCAUUAUUUUUUGUCAAAAUGGCCACUCUUGGUCAAUUUAAAUGAAGUUUUUGUUGUCUUAGCACCAUCGGGGUCUUUAUAUUGCCAAUCCUAAAAAGUUGCAAUUUCAGUCCGUAAUUGUUAAUACAUAUUCUUGUUUAGAUGGUUGAGAUCGUAUAAAUAUAUUGCAUUCACACACUUUUUUCAGCCUA